Messenger RNA from Dipodomys spectabilis (banner-tailed kangaroo rat), 2045 nucleotides. RefSeq names its product chromosome unknown C16orf87 homolog (gene Hdip1). Bases 70 to 534 code for a protein of 154 amino acids. NCBI's taxonomy places the organism in Eukaryota, Metazoa, Chordata, Mammalia, Rodentia, Heteromyidae. The transcript is spliced from 4 exons. The record is from RefSeq and is a predicted model, not a curated record.
UGCCGCCGCCGCCUCUGCCCCCGCCGCCGCCGCCUGCUGCCGCCGCCGCCGCCGCCGCGGAAGAGGAGCAUGUCUGCAACUCGAGCCAAGAAAGUGAAGAUGGCCACCAAAUCAUGCCCCGAGUGCGACCAACAGGUUCCUGUUGCAUGUAAAUCAUGUCCCUGUGGUUACAUAUUUAUUAGCAGAAAACUUUUAAAUGCCAAGCACUCAGAGAAAUUGCCACCUUCUACAGAAAACAAGCAUGAGGCCAAGAGGAGGCGAACAGAGAGAGUUAGGAAAGAGAAGAUAAAUUCAACAGUAAAUAAAGAUUUAGAAAACAGAAAGAGAUCUCGAAGUAACAGCCAUUCAGAUCAUAUCAGACGAGGAAGAGGAAGACCUAAAAGUGCAUCUGCCAAAAAACAUGAGGAAGAAAGAGAAAAACAGGAAAAGGAAAUUGACAUCUAUGCUAACCUCUCUGAUGAAAAGGCUUUCGUGUUUUCAGUCGCCUUGGCAGAAAUAAAUAGAAAAAUUAUCAAUCAAAGACUUAUUCUCUGAUAUUUGUCUACAAAAUUUGUUGAAAACAUUCUUCAGGAUUACAUCAGCAAAUUCUCAAACCAUUAUGGAGCAUUCUGGCAGCAUCAAUAAGGGCCACUGAUUUUUUUUUUCCUAUCAUUUAGUCUGUGCCACAGUUUGGGUACAAAGCUGUAGGUUUGUAUUAUUAUGGGAUUUCUUUUUUUACCAAGGAGUAUUGUCAAUUUUUGUGUUGGGAUAAGUAAGGGUAUUUUCAAAAACUAACAAUGCUGGAUGGAUGUUAAGAGGAUAAAAAAGGUGGGAGUAGAGGUGGAAGUAUGAGAACUAGAGAUGAAAAUGCUUAAUAGUUUUCAGAUUUGCCACCAGAGAUGCAAUAUUUUAAAUACUGUCAGAAAGAGUGACUUUUACAUAUGUAUAUUUCAGAUUUUCAGCACUAACAGAUUACAUACAAUUCAUUUACUUUCAAUAAAUUGGCAAUUGAUAAUUGAAGGGGGAAUUAAUAUAAACCGUAAAUUUGUCUUCAGCUGAUUUUUUUGAGGGGAAUUUUUAUGACUCAAGGUGGAGUUAUAUUUUAGGAGAUUCUUUCUAGACAGUUCAGAAGUUUGGGUGCUAUAUGAAGAAAAACAUUUAAAGAUAUACUUCAGAUUUAAACACCUUGUUUUCUUGAAUGUAAUUUAUUUAUUGGUUAAAAAAGCUUUUCUGCUUUUAAGAUGGUGCCUGUUAAGCUAAACUAUAUUUAUUACAUGCAAGUAUUUCUUAGCCAUGUUUAAGCAGUAAUAUUUUAUCUAAGUGGAUGUUCAUUUAAACAUCCUGUUACUUAACCUUACUCUGGAAGAAAAAUAAACCUUAAUAUUGAAAGUAAGUAGAUUAAAUAGUGUGAAAUAUAGCUUUUUGUCCUAGUGGUUUGUGAAAUAGUAUUUUAGUUCUUAAUUUUUUAUGUUAAUUCAUAAGCACUUACAGUUAAUUUAUUUUGUGCUAAAUAUUUUUGUAUUUUGACCUACCAAUUUAAUGAUUAACACAUUCAAAUUUGGCAUUAAUGCCACUUCUUUACAAUCCCUUCUCCUUCCAGCCUAUGGAAGUCUCACAUUCUUAUUAGGGGAGUUAUUCGUAAGACUUUGUCCCAAUUUAAUAGAAUCUCUUUUUAUGUAUAUAUGAUUAUUUUUAAGUGGCACACAAUACUUAUACAUACUUGUGGGCACAGUGAUUGUCAUAUCUGUCCCCUCAUUUAUAAUUUUUUGUGUGUUGUAAAUAUUCAGAAAUCUCUGCUAUCAUUAAUUAUUGCCAGUUAUAGUUCUCUUUCAGUUUCAACAGUAGCAUUGCCAGUUUUGUCUUUAAGCUUGCAUAGCCUUUUAUCUCCCCAAAGAAAACAGGCCUACAUUUUUUCUCCUUUAUUUAGGUUGGUAGCCAGCAGAGGGAGCUUAAGAAGUACACUAUUAAGAUUUUAGAUUUUCCUAAGAACCUGUUUCCUCAUAAUAACUACCAGAAGGUACUACUAAAUUUAUUGUGUGUGCAUUAAACUCCUAGUAAUAAUGUUU